This is a messenger RNA of Aspergillus novofumigatus IBT 16806, 1408 nucleotides long. RefSeq names its product MDR family NADP-dependent oxidoreductase. Gene Ontology annotation, molecular function: oxidoreductase activity, acting on the CH-CH group of donors, NAD or NADP as acceptor. The transcript has a single exon. The record is from RefSeq and is a predicted model, not a curated record. The coding region runs from base 113 to 1147 and encodes 344 amino acids. NCBI's taxonomy places the organism in Eukaryota, Fungi, Ascomycota, Eurotiomycetes, Eurotiales, Aspergillaceae.
ACUGCUCUUCGUAGCUACAGACUAGCUAUUUAUUGUUGAGACCACCCUAGAAGUUUUCUAUACACGUCAUCCUCCCAAUCCUCUCCAUACACUUCAUACACUCACAGCCAAAAUGAGCUCAAACAAGGCCCUCGUCUUCAAGAAAGUCCCCGAAGGAUACCCAGUCCCCGGCGAGCACCUUACCAUCGAGCCUGUCGAGUAUGACGCCAACACACCCGCCCCGGAGAAUGGCGUUGUCCUGCAGUCCCUCUACACCAGCUUCGACCCCUACAUGCGUGGCCGCAUGCGCCCGCCUCAUGUAAAGUCCUACUCUCCAGCUUUCGAGCUUGGCAAACCCAUCGAGAGCUCGACGAUUGCCAAGGUCCUCCGCUCCAACAAUGCUUCUUUCAAGGAAGGCGAUCUGGUCAUCGGCUUCGUCCCCAUCCAGGAGUACAUCGUUCUCGAUGGCUCCCAGGUUGCUCGCAUCCGCCCACUCGAGAACCCCCUCGGCAUUGAGGACAUCCGUGUGUUCCUUGGUGCUCUGGGUAUGCCCGGUCUGACCGCCUACUCUUCCCUUUACGAGAUCGGUAAGCCCAAGAAGGGCGAGACAAUCUUCGUCUCCGCUGCCAGCGGCGCUGUCGGACAGCUCGUUGGUCAGCUGGCUAAGCACGAGGGUCUCAAGGUCAUCGGCAGUGUUGGUUCUGAUGAGAAGCUCGAGUACAUCAUCAAGGACCUGGGCUUUGACGGCGGUUUCAACUACAAGACGGAGAAGCCCGCUGAUGCUCUGGCCCGCCUGGCGCCCCAGGGUAUCGACAUCUACUACGAGAACGUCGGUGGCGAGCACCUCGAGGCCGCUCUGGACGCCAUGAACAACUUCGGUCGUGUGGUUGUCUGCGGCCUGAUCUCCCAAUACAACGCUGCUCCUUACCCCAUCAAGAACAUCCACAAUGUGCUGAUCAAGCGUAUUGACAUGCGUGGCUUCAUCGUCAGCGACCCUGGCAUGGGUGACAAGUACACUGAAGAGCACCAGAAGAACGUGCAGAAGUGGAUCAAGGACGGUUCCUUCAAGACUCUUCUGCACGAGACCACCGGUAUCGACAAUGCCGCCGAGGGUCUGGUUGGUAUCUUCCACGGUAAGAACAAGGGCAAGGCUGUUCUGAAGUUUUAGAAGGGAGGUAAUUCGUUGGAAAAUCCUGCAUGUUGAUAGUAUAAUCAUCUCAUAGACACAUUAUGACGAGAUAUGAGCGGAAAUGAAUUACAUAUGCCUGGCGCAAAAACAUUUUUCAGAUCUGGUCUCCGGUAAUUGAUGUCCGCACACGUCGGUUGACGUCCGCUGCGAUUGUCAGUAAGAACAUGUAUCUCGCAGAUAGCUCUGUAGACGAAUAUCGACAUCACGUAAGUCCAAAUACAAUAAAAAUGCUAGGAAAAG